This is a messenger RNA of Colletotrichum navitas, 177 nucleotides long. RefSeq lists its product as uncharacterized. Lineage: Eukaryota; Fungi; Ascomycota; Sordariomycetes; Glomerellales; Glomerellaceae. The record is from RefSeq and is a predicted model, not a curated record. The transcript has a single exon. Bases 1 to 177 code for a protein of 58 amino acids.
AUGGCAGAAGACAGGAUUAUGCGCCUCGUUAGUGUGACCAAACUCCUGACAACAAUCAUAGCUCCUCAAUGCGUGGACCAGGGCCUCGUUGACUUGGAUGAGAACGUGGAAAGAAUCAUCCCACAAUUGACGAUCAUGAAAGUCUUGACUGGCUUCGAUGACGCUGAAACGCAGUGA